This is a messenger RNA of Bursaphelenchus okinawaensis, 1262 nucleotides long. The record is from the annotation of a GenBank genome assembly. NCBI's taxonomy places the organism in Eukaryota, Metazoa, Nematoda, Chromadorea, Rhabditida, Aphelenchoididae.
AUGGGUUGUAUUUUGGUGCGCGCCUGUGAUCCGUCGUCGCCGGACAGCGCCAUCCGCGACUUCUGGCACAUCAACGGCGUCCUGGUGGACGUGCCGGCCGAGAAGGGCGAUGAGGAGCCAGACAAGAUUGAGGUACGGGGAAGAAUUGUGGUUUUUUAAGAAGCUGGGGUGGAUAAAAUUUUAAAAAAAGCGGUUUAAAACCCGUUUUUGACUCUUUUUAAAAGUGGAAGUUGAGUGGAAGAUUUGUAAUGUAUUUUGCACUGAAAAUCUUCCACCAAACUUCCAUUUUGGUAAAGUCUUGAAAUGGCCUAAAAACAUGUUUUUGAAACUUUUUAAGAGUGGAAGUUCAGUGGAAGAUUUUUAGUGCAAAAUACAUUACAAAUCUUCCACUCAACUUCAAUAAUCUAAAAAGCCAAAAAAUGAAUCAAAACAGUAAGAACUUUCUUUACAACACUGUUUUUACAACAUUGUGUUAAUAAAAAUUAUUUCAGGAUUGUCCACCGGGUGUACUGUACGUCUACAACAGUAAGCUAAUAUAUCGUGCCAGGCAUUGCUUACUGUUUCCCAAGUCGGAAACACGCCAACUUCAAUUCAACAUUUGUGAUAUCAAGGGUGUAAAUAGCUGCAAUAAGUUCACUUCAUUAAAGGUAAGCGACUGGAAAGAAAGUUUUUGCCAUUUUUUGCUUUGAAAAGAAAGUUCUUACCAUUUUCUGUUUUGUAAAAAAGUUCUUUUUGCAUGAUUGUAAUUCCAGGAUGGACGUACAUUUGCCCGUUCCGUAGUGGACAUUUCCGUCACGACGAAAGGGACCUCAUUUCACGUGGGAUUCGUGACGAAAAACGCUGAUCAAGUAAGGGUUUACUGUCAUUUUACCUGUUGUAAAGAAAGUUUUUGCCAUUUUUUCGAACUGUAAAGAAAGUUUGCGUUUUCUUUUGGUUUAAAUUGUUAUUUUUGACCAAUAAAAACGAUUUCUAGUGUUUGACGAAAUGCCACAAAAAUUAUUGGUUUUUCGGCGUAGUGUCACAAAUUGUAUCGGAUUGUUAGAAUUAGCCAAAAUUAAGGUUUUUAUGUUAAGAAAAGAAAGUUCUUGCCAUUUUUUGUUUUGUAAAGAAAGUUCUUGUCAUUUUUUGCUUUGGAAGGAAAGUUUUUGCCAUUUCAGGUAUCUCAAAGGCUUCAAGAAGUGAUAGACAAACAUCGACAAAAGCCUAAAAUAUUCCAGUUCAACUCGGUCGAUGUGGACGGCGUGGAAAUCGAUUUGCCUUGA